CCCUCCAUGUGUACAUUGGUGAAAUCCGGAUUAGGGUUUCUGUGUUUUUUUUUUUUUUUUUUUUUUUUUUCAGGGACAAUUUAUAGUGAAGGGACCGAAUCUUCUUGAUUGACCUCCGGGUUCUAGGCGCAAUGGUUGAAGAAGCAAAAAAGAGAUGCGAGGCUGUGAUUAGUACACUAGAAACCUUAUCCUUGAAUCCAUCCUGCAAGCAUACUCUCCUCAGAUUGAUCCAAUCAGAGCUCUCUUUCCUCUCUCGCGUUUCAUCAAAUGACUUCACUCCAAAUUCCGACCCAUCGAUUUCUGUCAACAUCGGCCAUUUUGAAGCAGUAGUUCACGUCCUUCAACAUCCAGACAUAUCUGGUGUGACACGCGUCUGCAAAACAAUCAAAUUCCAACCCAGAAGACACAACGAGCUUCAUAAAGGUGCGCAUGUUGAUAUAGUUUGCACUUUCAAUGGAAACCCAGUUUGGUUUAUUGUAUCCGAUAGGAACCCAAAGUAUAUAUCAUGGAACACCCAUCAAGAAUCUUUAAAAAACAAAGGUUUACAGGCUAAAAUCCAUCUUCUUCUUGAAGCAGCUCACACCUCUGUAGCAUUAAAACCUACUUCCAUAAUCUUUUUCUUCUCAAACGGACUUGACAGAUUCACACUCGAUAAUUUUCUUAACGAAUUUCAACCCGUUGACAUGGGAUCAACAUUUUCGAAUUUUGACAUUAAUUUCUCCAAAGAACUAGAAGAUGGAUGGAUAGAUGUUCUUUCAAGAUCAUAUCAGUAUGCAUCUGUUCUUGAAAUAAAGCUCGAUUCUCCACCUGUCAUAAAGGAGCCUUUUGUAACUAACCCUUUGGUAAAACCUAGUGAUGUCAAAUUUGAAGGCUCUUUUGGCGAUCUUGUUUCACAAAUGAGUUCACCAGAUAAUGAAAAUUACAUAAACUUUGAUACAACAGCUUUGAUUGCUAUUGUAUCGGGUAUCAGCAAUGGUGGAACACAAAAGCUUUUGGAUACACCUGAAGACGAGUUAAGAUCCCAGUUUAAAGGGAACACGGAGUUUGUUAUCUCCCAGGUGAUGUCUGAGAUUAAGGAUCCGAUACAUGUGGAAAUAGGGAAGGUUAUGUUUGGGAGAAAAGGUAUUGUAUGCGAGAGUGUUUUUGAGGAGUUUAAGGAUUUGGUUUUGAUGUGUGGAGGGGUAAAUGAGAAGUUAAGGGCAGGUGAGUUGGUGAAACACGUGGUGGUUGUUAAAGAUAGUCCUUCAACACGAAUGAUGAGUCUUCCAACCACUAGAAAACUGGCAUUGAAGAAUAAGAUUGUUUUUGGGACAGGAGAUUAUUGGCAUGCUCCAACAUUAACUGCUAACAUGGGAUUUGUUAGAGCUGUUUCACAAACAGGAAUGUCUCUUUUUACCUUCGAGCAUAGACCACGUGCUCUCACAGGGGAUUGAUUUGUUUUGGUAAUUAUUUUUCUUGUAAGUUUUCUAAGUUGUUAAUGAAAUAUGUGAGAGAGUAUUUGUUUG
Messenger RNA from Lactuca sativa (garden lettuce), 1505 nucleotides. RefSeq lists its product as uncharacterized. Lineage: Eukaryota; Viridiplantae; Streptophyta; Magnoliopsida; Asterales; Asteraceae. The record is from RefSeq and is a predicted model, not a curated record.